AACACUCCAUAUACAUAAAAUUACUAUAAACAAGAGUUACUCAAAUAUUAAAUGCACGGAAUUGAUACUGUAUAUUUACAGUGAAAUUAACUAACUCGAUUAAAAAAAAUGAAGUUUUCACUUCUCCUGGGAUUUUGUUGAAUCUAUCUCUAUAUACGUAGGUAUAUGCGUGCAUGUACAUGCAAAGUAGUAAGUUGAAACUUGAAACACAAUAAUAUUUUUGUGGAGGAAUCCUCGUAAUCACUUAUACUCAUGUUAUUUUCAUGUCUGAUUUUUCGUUUUAGUAGUUGUAAGUAAUAAAUAUAAUUUGCAUAUGAUAUUAAUUAGGCCUGUGCUGGACCAAAACUUGUACUACUUUGGCAUGGAGUAUACAUUUGCAACAUUUGCAUCAGCCACAGUCAACGUCUUGCCUGCCAUCACUUUCAUCAUGGCUGUUGUUUUCAGGUUGGAGAAGGUGAAGUUGAAAAAAGUGCAUAGUUUGGCAAAAGUGAUAGGCAGACUAAUAACGGUGAUGGGAGCGAUGGUGAUUGUUGAAGGAUGUGAAGAGGCACAACCUCAAGCUAAAGUUGCAGUGAUGGAGGAUCAGAAAGCUGGUACUAAAAGUGAUGAAUCGAUGCAUUCCAUUGGUGCUCAAGAUCCACGCAAGACCAGAUGUACUGGAUUCGUAUCACUUGGAUGCAUAGCUGGAAAGAAUCCAGCUAAUGUGAAGGACCACAAGCUCUCAUAUAGGGACAUGGCUGUACAAGUGAUUGCAAGUGAUGACGUUGUACAAGGGCCCCGUAGUCGACAUACUCUCACGGAAGCGGCCACAAAGCAGCCGCAGUCGACAGCGACCAGCACUGGGUCACCGGCACCAUCAUGCUGCUUUCAUGUAUUGUGGGAUGGGCUGCCUUCUUUAUCGUACAAAACAAAACGUUGGAGGAGUAUCCGGUUGAGCUGUCAUUGUCAUCUCUGCUUGAUUGGAGCAGGCAUCAUUGUGGUUGGGCUUUACUCGGUGGUUUGGGGUAAAAGUAGAGAGAGAUCGGCUGCUCAUAAUUCAGACAACAAACAUAGCUACAUCAAUGAUGAUCAAUUGCCUGUCUCAGACAUGAAAACAUCAGACCAAAUUGAUCAUCAAACUACUCCAAAAUCCUUGCACGUAGCAGAGCCAUGAAAGCCAUGCAGAAUAUACAUAUAUAUGUGUAUGGGAGAUGAAGGCAGUAUGUGAAUAUCUUACAAUCUCAAUGUUAUUGUAUUAAGGGAAUAUAUACCUUAU
Molecule: messenger RNA, 1255 nt
Organism: Salvia splendens (bonfire salvia)
Lineage: Eukaryota; Viridiplantae; Streptophyta; Magnoliopsida; Lamiales; Lamiaceae
Product: WAT1-related protein At4g08300
Exons: 5
Coding region: 314-1153 (279 amino acids)
Cellular component (GO): membrane
Molecular function (GO): transmembrane transporter activity
Source: RefSeq, a predicted model, not a curated record